AAGCCACGCCGACAAGCCGGCAGAGUUCUUACCCAGAUAUGCCAAAGUUCAUCUCAUCGACAGAAUUACAUGAUACCUUAACCAUAAGGCUGGUGGGCUAAUAGUUGGUACAGAAUGUCUGAAUGCAAACGCUCGGAUGUGGGGUUUAGGGCGGAUGAAUUCUUGGACGGAGGGGAGGUAUGAGGUAGCAAGACAGUCGAGCACUGAUGACUUGGGCUUCGGUCUCCUGCGACACUAUAAUUUCCAAAUCCAUACUCCUCAACUACAGCAGUCACGAUGGUAAUGAAUGACCAAACAGUAGUGUGUGAAACACCAGACUUCUCACAUGUCGAAAAGUUUGGUCUUCUGUUUGGAUAUCCAAUCGCGCACUCAUAUUCGCCAUUGAUGCACCAGACUGUCUAUGACAACAUCGGCUACAAGUGGCAGCAGUUUCUACUCGAGUCAACGGACAUGUCGCAUUUCCUUGAGCUCAUGAGCCAUCCAAAGUUCUAUGGCGCUUCGGUGACUAUGCCUCACAAGGUCACGAUACUAUCGCACCUCGACGAAUUGACCGACGAAGGAAGAGCAGUAGGAGCUUGCAACACUGUUUUUCUAAAACAUGUUGACAACAGGCGGAUCUACGUGGGGACAAAUACCGACAUCAUCGGAAUCAGGGAUGCCUUCUGGCAGAACAUGCCGGAUCGAGACGCCUUCCAAGGGAAACCAGCUUUGGUUGUCGGUGGUGGAGGUGCUGCUCGUAGUGCUAUCUACACCUUGAAAAUCUUCAUGAAGGCAACCACUGUCUACUUGGUCAACCGCGAUAAAGCCGAAGUCGACGCUGUUAUCUCUUGGUGCGGCGACCACGGUUACGGAGAGGGUUUGGUCCACGUUGCGACCGUUGACCAAGCACAUGCAGCCCAGAGUGUCGGUGCAGUCGUGGCGUGUGUGCCCAAUUUCACUCCAGCGAGUGCAGCAGAGAUCGAAGCUCGUAACAUUCUGGUGACCUUCCUCGACAAGUCCAAGGGAGCAAUCCUUGAGAUGUGUUACCAUCCUAAGCCUUGGACUCAGAUUUCUGAGCUGGCUGAGAAAGCUGGCUGGAAAGUGAUCUUGGGUACUGAAGCCAUGAUCUACCAGGGUUGCGCACAGGAUAGCUGUUGGACCGGUAAAACUAUUGCUGGACUGCCCGUGACAGAGGUAAAAGCAGCCAUUGCAGAGAAACUGAAGGCACCAGACUCAUGAUGCUAUCUCAAUGUCCUGGAAGCCAAGGGGAUAGAGAUCGUACUACAUGAAUAUCAGACAUUUCCCGGUGGCCUCCAGCCGACCAGAUUGCAUCGUCCACUGAUCCUGAUCACAGUGAAAGUCGACCGCAGCAGGCGCAGCUGUCAAAAUAUCACUGCCGAGGAUUGCGUGACCGCCAAGGUAGCGUAGACCUGAACACUCAGCUGUCUUGCGCUCACGGUUCGAGCCAAAGCUUUUUCCUAGGGCACGGCCAGAUG
Molecule: messenger RNA, 1475 nt
Organism: Aureobasidium subglaciale EXF-2481
Lineage: Eukaryota; Fungi; Ascomycota; Dothideomycetes; Dothideales; Saccotheciaceae
Exons: 2
Coding region: 277-1218 (313 amino acids)
Biological process (GO): shikimate metabolic process; chorismate biosynthetic process
Molecular function (GO): shikimate 3-dehydrogenase (NADP+) activity
Source: RefSeq, a predicted model, not a curated record